Messenger RNA from Stegodyphus dumicola, 893 nucleotides. Its product is annotated as DET1- and DDB1-associated protein 1. The record is from RefSeq and is a predicted model, not a curated record. NCBI's taxonomy places the organism in Eukaryota, Metazoa, Arthropoda, Arachnida, Araneae, Eresidae. Gene Ontology annotation, biological process: positive regulation of proteasomal ubiquitin-dependent protein catabolic process. Gene Ontology annotation, cellular component: Cul4-RING E3 ubiquitin ligase complex.
AUGGGUGCUCUGGUUUUGCACUUUGCGACGGCUGAAUUUUUGAGAGAACUACCUUCGUAUAAUGAGAAUAAUUUUUCUCGUUUCCAGCCAGAUACAUCAUGUAGAAAUUCUAUAAAAAAGUCUUCUGUAUAUAUAGCUACUAAAGAUCAUCCAUCGGAGCAAAUAAUAACAACGGAGAAAACAACCAUUCUUCUGAGAUAUCUCCAACAGCAGUAUGAAAAAAAGAAGAAUUUUUUGAAACGACAAAAUGACUAUCCAGGGACAAGUGGGGAUUUUGAUCCAGUACCUCAAAAAAAAUCUCGAUUGCAAAUAGAAGACUAAUAGUGAACCCUGCAAUUUGCCAAAUCUGAAAAUCGUGAAUUUUCCACUUUCAUUCUUUUUGUUUUGUUUGUGUAUGUGCCUAUCAAAUUGAUAUGCACAAUCUGCUUUGUUCCUCGUUUGUAUAUUAAAUACUCUAUAUUUUGUAUUAAUUAGAGAUGUAACUACUACCUAUUGCUAAGUGUACCUUAAAAUUAUUAUAAAUGUACCGUAUCUUUACACUUUGGUUUCCAUUUUGAUUUUCUUUUUAUUUCAUUUGUAUGGUGCUGAUAUUUUUACUAGCCAAUUUUUGUAUAUAUUCUGUUUUGAUGUUUCUUUGGUUGAGCUCAUACAGCUAAUAUUAAAACAAAGUUCUUUAUUUCUUACAUUUCCAAAGAUUUCCAUGUAACCAUCUGCAUGCAGUGUGCUAUAUUAAUGUGUUUAAGCACAAAUACUAUGCAAAUUCAUAAGUAAAAAUGUGACUGUGGUAUUAUGCAAUAGCAGCAAUAUGUAAAAUCCUUGUUGCUCCCUUUUAUAUAUGUUGGUUUGUAGCAUUUGAUGGAAAAGAUGUGUUGAAUAAAAAUGAGUCAUUCUUC